This is a messenger RNA of Melanotaenia boesemani (Boeseman's rainbowfish), 2965 nucleotides long. RefSeq names its product discs, large (Drosophila) homolog-associated protein 5 (gene dlgap5). The record is from RefSeq and is a predicted model, not a curated record. Gene Ontology annotation, cellular component: nucleus; spindle pole centrosome; cytoplasm. Lineage: Eukaryota; Metazoa; Chordata; Actinopteri; Atheriniformes; Melanotaeniidae. The coding region runs from base 150 to 2852 and encodes 900 amino acids. Gene Ontology annotation, molecular function: microtubule binding. The transcript has 19 exons. Gene Ontology annotation, biological process: regulation of mitotic cell cycle; signaling; chromosome segregation.
CGAAUUUAAAAAAUAAACCGCCAUGUUAAAUGUUGUGAUUUUCGGCUUCGUCGCGAUUGCCCGUUGUUGUGUAAAGUUUUUCAUAUCACGUAAAAGGAAAAAUCGUGUUUUUAUACGUGGAUCUUUGGAAAAGAAACAGAUACCUGAACAUGGAGUCUCGAUUCGCUCACCUGCGUCAGCGGGACGCCAGUGUGUCAAUGCUGAGGGUAAAAAUGUCACGAAGAAGAUCUCAGUCCCAAAAGGAGAAUCGAGAGCGAGCUGUAAAUACACGCAGGCAGCUAGAUAAACUCCCAGAGCUGGAAAUGUCCUCUUUGGAUGCAUCCAUCAUGUUGGCCAACAUGUCUACCAUUCAGGAGAAGGCACUGGACAAUGCAAGACCUGCAAAAACUAAAGCACAAGAGGAGAGGGUGAAACAGCUUGAGCGCUGGAAAGAACGGAAGGUUCUUGAAAGGGAAAAGGAGAAGAGAGAGAAAGAGCGUAAAGGGGUGUUUAAGACUGGCCUUUAUCAACCGAAGGACACCCUCACUGUUGUGUUGCUCCCUGCUGUCCCACCUGCUUCGAACAGACCUAAAGAGAAAAAGGUGAAUACAGCUAUAACCCAAAGCACCAGAGUUACCCGUUCUAUGAAACAGCAGCAGGAAGUGCACAAGCCUCUCAAGAUGCAGGAUCCAAAUUCCAGGACAAACAAAGUUCAACCUGCUGUGGAAAAAUCAACUAGGACCUGUGUAGCUCCUGUCAGGCCUGCAGCAGCUGCCACCAAAAGCAAAGUUUGUGCAGUGGAGCCUGCUGUACGAGCUUCUUCAACCAGAUCAGCCAACAGGCUUCCUGUUACUAAAGCUCCUGCAAUGAAAGACAAACCUAAAGAUGUAAGACCCAUAAGGACCAUAGUGGUUGUUAACCCUCUUGCGCCCCCAUCUGAUGGAUUAAGAAACUGCAAAGCAUAUACAGCAGCUGGGAGCAACCCAGUCCACCCCAAGGAGCCAGAGGUGACAGAAGCAGAGAAAACACCUUGUCCUCCCAGCCCAACAUCUUGUCCUGAGGAGCAAGAUAUGGUAGUGGACCAAGCUCCAGAGCAACCUGUUCCUUCUGGGGAUGCUGCUUUACCAUCCUUUGCUCCCGACGGUUUCACCUUUCAGGCUCCUGCUGGCUUGUCAUCCUUCAAGUUUGAGCCUCUUACUCCACGCUCAGCAGAUGCCUUCCUUACUCCAAGCUCCAGCUUCAAUCUUCCUCCAGGCCCAAUUUGCAGUGUUGAGCCUCAAACAAAGCCAAGCCAACCCUCUCCUCCCAAGACUCCACACUGUUCUCCUUGUGCAGGUCCUGCUCUGACAAAGCAUGAUGUGCCAUACUUCAGAUCGGAAAUUGACAAAGAGACAGACAAACUGACAACUCUUAGUCUCCACUGGGAGUCUAAAGUGGAAGAUGAGUCCAUCCCAGAAGAAAUGAGAGACCGUAUGCGCUCAGCUGUCGGUCAGGCAAGGCUGCUGAUGAAGGAGCGCUUCAACCAGUUCAGCGGUCUGGUGGAUGACUGUGAGCUGGGCCGAGGGGAGAAGAUCACCACCUGCACUGACCUGCAGGGAUUCUGGGAUAUGGUUUAUUACCAGGUGGAAGAUGUCAAGAAAAAGUUUGACGCUCUCAAAGAAGCAGAGGGCCGAGGUUGGGUGGAGGAGCACAAACCCCCAUCACGCCAAAGGAAAGUGGUAAAGAAACCAACAGCUGCACCUACCAACCCAACAGGAACCAGAGCAGCGGCUAAGUCUCGCCUGGCUGCUGUAAAAGCAGCCAUGAAAGCCAGACAGCAGGCGGCCACGCUGGAGAGAGAGACCAAGGAUGCUGAAAAUGUUGAAACAGGCGCAAGUUCUCAGGAGCCUCAACCGCAAUCAGGGGCCCAAACAUUGGAAAGAGUAGUCUUUGAUGGAGGCUUCUUUCAAGUGGAGAGCCCAGCCAAAUCAACAAUAAGGAGAUCCAGCCGUCUGAGUGCUGCUGUGUUGCCCCGUGCCUCUCCCUGCACCACAUACGUCUCACCUAGAAGAGUCACUCGACAGUCCCUCGCAUUGGCCCAGACUAUGGUUGCACUUGCGUCUCCUGCUCAGUCUGUCCACACUCCAGUGCGGUUGCAUCUUACCCUCGAGCAAACUCCAGCACCAAAGUCUAGGGGAGCCACUCCUCAGCUGCCCCAGAACCAAGAGGGAGCUGUAAAUGGCUCCCUUUGUUUCUCACCUGUUAAGGAAGUGCUUACAGAUGAAAUCCAGUCAGAGAGAAGCUCCACACAACAGUUAGAAAGGGCUUCAUCACAAGACAACACUGCAGCUGAAGACAUCCAUAAUGACCUCUCUCUCCCUCCAAGACUUAGCUUCGCUCCAUGCAAAACACCUUCUCCAGUCCUCCAGACUCCUGAGCCCUCAGCAGCCAUGAGUUUCAUGCUGUCACCCUGUGUAACUCCUGGCCAGCCAGCCAUCUCCUCUCCUGCUAGGCAGGUUCAUAUGGAGGCCCAGGAGUUUGUGUGUCACACACAAAAUGCAUCAGUCAUUGAGGAAAUUCCUGGGUUGGACUUUGAGCGUUACCUACAGCCCUCACAGAGAUGCAGCCUGUCACCAAGCGAGACGGUGGCUCGAGAGAGUUUGUCACCCAUGGCAACAGAUGUAGAGAUGGAGAGUCCAAGAAGUCAAUCUGAGGAACUGCUUACACAGCAAGAGCCGGCACUGUCUGUAGAGUCUUCGGUGUUAGCUCCUCAGUCACCACAGGUCCAGACUGCAGAAUCUGCCCUGCUUCUGUUCACCCCGGAUCUGAAGGACAGGAUACGCCAGUCUGUCUGUCCAAAUGACCUCAUGUUCUUCACCCCUCCUGACAUAUAGCCAAAGAUAAAUGUCUCUCAAAAUGUUCAGUUUAUAACUUUCACUUUUAUUUCAAGAUUUGGAAGAAUUGUUUUGUUUUCCAAAAGGUUCUAAAUAAAGUUGUGGUUCAAGCA